UAUCGAUAUUAUGAAGUAUCAAACAUACAUGACACCGCCUUUUCCCAAUACCGAUACCGGAUACCGUAUUUUAGCACCAAUCGAAUUGCAGUGCAAUGCGGAGAAGUUUCUUUCAUCAUACGAAUCAUCAUAAUUAUAUUGUAUAUUACAUUUUCAAGGAUAUGUGCUAGGGAGAAAUAUUUCUGAACAACUGAUGAUUCCCAUGAUGGAGGUAACAAUCAAAAAGAUACUAUUCUACAUGCUGCUACCUUUUUUCGCCAACACAAUCUCAGGGGAUGUAAACCUGACAGCAUCUGGCAACUUCUCAGGCAGUAUAUAUGUAGUACAGACUGGAAGCUCGGUGACAUUGACCUGCAGUAACAGCGAUAAAGCUACCUCCGUCACAAUCGCAGAUAAGGAUGGAACUGUACUUGGUUCAUGCAGUGUGUUUAUGGGAGUCUUUACGUGUACCCCACCUACAUCAUAUACUGUAGAUGCAUCUGAUGCAUCAGUCAAUUACUUUAGAUAUGUCCUCAGUAGCUUCCAGAUAAGCCAUUGUGGAACCUACAAGUGUGCAUUGGGAACAGAUUCUUCAGUGUCUUCUUCAGUAACUGUUGAGCAUGAAGUUUACUAUGAUGAUCCAUGUGGGUCUACGUGUGGAACAUGCAAAGUCAACACCUUUGAAUGCCAGGCAAACAAAUGUGUAUGUAAAGGGGGUACAAUUCCAGAUCCAGAUGACUCAACAAAUUGCAUAACGGUACCAUCUACGACAUCUCCUCCAGUGGUAACAGUACCAUCUACAACAUCUCCUCCAGAAGCUUCAACAGUUUUCUAUAAGAAGUAUUAUGGUAAAGCAGUUGCUGUGCUAGUUGUGCUACUACUGGUGGUCAUCUUUGUACUUGUAGUACUUACUUGGAUACUAUGUGGCGGAACCAAAAAGAUUAGUGGAAAAGAUUUCAUAUGGAAAGUACUAUAUGGUGUUGGAGUUUUAGAUCUGGUUGUGGUAUGUGUAGCUUGUGGGAUCCAUGUGCAUAUCAACACUGGUGAUCGGGAUGGGGCUCUUAUGCCUUGGUAUGUAAUUGUGGCAAUCGUCCUCACCAGCUUAGAAGUUGUAGCAUUGGCAGUUUUUGUGCUGAAAAAAUGUUCAGGCAAAGAGAAAACUGAGGCUGAGAAUGAGGAUGAGGAAUUAAAAGUUAAAUCCAUGACAACAGGGAACACACGGGACUGUGAGAGGCCUUCUAAAGGGAACCCCAAAGUUGCGGGUGUCAAUGCUUCAAACCAUCCACCAAAGGACACACAUAGUGAAGGGUCAGUGGUUUCCAAGACUGAUAUAUGUCUUGAAAGUGACAGAACCUCUAAAGUGACAAUGAGAGCACAGCCUUUGCCCCCAGUUGGAGCGAAAGGACAUGGAAGAGGGCUGUCAGCUAACUACGAGGAUGGAAUGGAUGACAUGCCAGUAGUAAUUCAGAAGAAAAGUCUCCCACCUAUAGAAGGGACAGGUGGAGAAGAUGCUGAGAGGAGGAAAAGGAAGAAGAAAAAGAAGAAGAACAAAGGCAAUGAUGAUAUGGAACUAAGCAACAGAAGUGAUAAGAGUGACUAGACUAUAGCUAGUAUGGUCAUGACUCAUACUUGCUGGAACAAUAAUUCGAUCUUAGUCUGCAUACUGUGAUAUUACUUCCAAUAAUCAUCUUAAACACAUAAUUAUAUUUAUAGAAAAAAAAACAAUAUACAUGUAAUAAAAGAAAUAGAGUAACUGUAGCUUAUCAAAUUUCAACAUUUCACAGCUUUGAUUCAUAGUUAUAGGAAAUCUUUAAUAUUCAAAAUAUAUAUUUCAUUGAGAUAAGUUGAACUCAAGUAGAUGUUGGUGACUUUUUUAAAGAUUAAGUUUAAAUAUAAAAAUGGAUUUGUUACAUUGUUAUACAAGUCAUGUUUCAUUUUAAAAUGUACCGCUUAUUUUAAUGCUUGAAAAAUUGUUUUUGAAUAGGCAAAAUUCCAAUUAUCAUUAUCAAAACGGGUUAUUCAAUUCAUAUAUGUAGUAUUCAGAGAUACACUAAAGCUCCAGUCUGCAUAAUAGGAUCUGUAAUUGUAUCCUCAUGACACUGCAUUGGCAAUUUUUAUAUUUGUAUUUAAGAUACUACAAGAGAUAAACUAUUUUUGAUUCACAAACUAUUCUUAUUUGUAAGAGAAGAACUGAAAGAUUAUUUAAUUAUAUGCAGCUAUUAGCAAUCUUAGAUAAACAAGGUCAAGUCCAUGUAAGUUAUGUCAAAUGUAUGAUCUCUUAAACCCUGCACGUUUGUGUGUCAAACUGAAAAUAUUUAUAACGUGAUAUAAAUGACAAUCAAAAAUGGUACAAGAGCUAUUAUGUUACUUUUUCAUUGAUCAUAUUACACUGGCAGUUUAUUUAUUCAUAUUUGUAAAACCUCUCCUAAAUACAUCUCAAGUACAAAACAUAAAAUGUGGAGUCAUUAUGUAGAACGUUUAUGUAUGGUGGCGUGAUUGUGUGGAAUUCCCCUAUUUAUUCCAUAACAGCCGGUUAUUGAUUCUAAGCUACUGAUGUAAUACCUGCAAUAUUCCCCUACAGAAUGUCUGAUAAGAUUGCUAUUGACUGAAGGAAGAGAUUAUUGGAAAAAUCAUUGUGAAUAUUACUUUUGUUGUCAUCUGGUUGUGAGUUUGGUAUCCAAGUGUAUAAUAUAUCAUCAAGUAUUUAUUUCCUAUACAGACAUCAGUGUAUUUGAUAUCAUGAUGAUGUAUAUCAAGAGCAUAAAAAUCAUCCUUUAGUAUGAUAGUGCCUCAUGUCAUUUCUUUUGUUUGUACAUGUAAUGUUAUUUGUCAUUCAGAUCUAUCUAUAUUUAAGCUAGUCCAGUUAUUGUCUAGCCUUGGGGUUGUUGUCGGUGGAAGCAUAGUCUGUCAUUCUGCAAAAUGUUCAAGAUAUUCAAAUGAAACUUGGUACACAUGUCGCCCUGAGACGGUAUGCAGCAAGGCUCAGAACUCCGGUUUAGUUAUUGUUGAGCUAUGCCCCUUUUUGAUUAAAAAAACAAUAUACAAGUGUUUGCGGUCGCUCUGCAGAGCGGUUGUUAAACAUUGAUUAGUCUGAAAUGUUCCUGUAUCCGUCCACAUGAUCUAAGAGUCAUGUAUGCGCAUUUCUUGCUGGGCUUAAAAGUAUAACUUAGUUUUAGUUUUUUUAGAUUUUAUAUGCUAACAUUUUAUUUAAGAAUGAUACAAUCAUGUACAUAUUUUGAUGUUUUGUGCCAUACGUAUGCUUAAGUCCUCAAGUUAUGUAUCAAGUCAUGUUUCAUUUUUCAAAUUAUUUUGAAAUCACAUUAUGUGCACUUUACUCAUGUGACUAUUUAGACUCGUUGUGAUUUAUGAUGAUGAUCUAUUGCUUUACUUGCAUCUUACCAAGAAUUCCAGCAAACAUGUAUUCAUAAACACUUUGUUAAUUCACAGAUGUAUCUACAUUUCUAUGAUUGUGUUGCUAAAUGUUGCUGUUUUGUUAAAAUGUUAAAUUAUACAAAAACAUUUAUAUAGAUACGGAUUCCUAUAACCAAGAAAAUUGAGGAAAAUAAUGCCAGUUAAAAAUAGAGUAGAAUAAAAAGUAUAUAUAUAUACUAGAGUAUCUUUUGACAUUGUACAACAAUGGUUAGAGUCUUUUUCAAUUCAUCAAUGUGCUGUUUAAGUCCAGAAAACAUGUGCUUAUUGAGUGCCAUAGUUAUGUAUAACAAAUUGUGUAAUAUAAUAUCAUGUCUGUAUAUAAGUUGACAGUUUAAGUUUGUUAUUCGUGUUAAAGUUUAUUAUUUGCUAUACAUGUUUUGAAUGUUUUAAAGGCCUUAAUGUUGGUUUAUAUCUUUACGAAAGGAACCAAAAACACGCUUUAUGAAAGCUGUAAUAAUUUUGCCAUUAACAACUGUGCUUCACAAAUGUUUUACAACAUGUUAAGUAUAUCGUAUAUCACUUACAAAGUUGAAUAUUUUGUAAACAGGUGUGGUGAGCAAAAAUAAUAAUCUUCAAAUGCAAUAAAAGCAUUGAAGUAACCCUUUUUCUACCCAUCAUAAUUUUGUUUCAUCAAUAAAGGGUAAAAUAUAUGACCAUAUAUAGUUAAACACAUUGUCUAUAUGAAUAUGUUUGUUAUUUCAAUAUUGUUGUAGGGAACCAAGAAUAGCUUGUACCGUAAAUAUGUGCCUUAUAAAUUGCUUACCAUUGAACUAUUUUUUCUUAAAAGCUAUUAAAGAUAUUCAAAAGGCGUCCUAGAUAUCAUUGAGGAAGUAUAAAUAAGGUUGAAUUGGGGAAGAAAAUAUCUGUGCUCUUUAUCAGACUUACCUAUAUGAUAUGUCAUACGAUAUGCCACUGAAUAAUGUUUACCUUAAUUAUUGAAUGGCACUUGACGGCAAUUGAAAUAUUAUCAGCUUGUCGUAACCUUAUGUAUCUAAGAGCCAUAAAUAUUUACCCAGUGUCUUGACGAUAUGGAUAAUGCAAUGUUAACCCUUUUAAAUAGAAAAUAUGUUAAGCGUGGCCAUGAAAUGAAUGAUACUUUUAAGGUAACAAUUGAAACCAAUUGCAAUAUAAUAAACAUUAUCAUGAUUGUUAGACUUUCAACUGAUAUAAUUAUGGUAACCAAUGAUCAUAUGAUUCGGAAGUUUUAUCCAACAUUAAGUCACAAUUGAAUUGUAUAACUCAAUAACAAGCAUACAAUUUGUACUUGACAAAAGGACAAUGUCCUAUUUUUAUAAUGCUGUCAUAUCUGGUAUAAACAUGCAUGUUUUAUAAUUAACAAAAUGUAUUUGUGUACAUUUGUGUAGUUGUGCAUGGGUUAAACAGAAUGGCCUAUUGUUUUGUAAAUAGUAAGCGAAAGAGAAAGAACAAGAUAUCAGUAUACUUGGUUAAGUUGCCCGAUUUAUUUCACUCAGGAAGUAAUAUGAUAUGUGAACAAUUUGUAGUAAAUAUCACAGUCAUUGUGAACUAUUGAAAUUCAAUAGCUUGUAGGAAUGUUAUGGGGAUUUCCCCUUGAUAAAAAGAGCCAAUAAGAAAAGCUCAUUCUGUGUGAAUAAUUUAUACCCCAUGCUUUGCCAGGUUUAUAUUCAGCAGGUUUAAUGCAUCUUUAAAGUAUUAUAUUAAUGUUCAAUGUUUGAAUACCUUAUCAUUGAUUUAUAGAGGUUAUCGUUUUCGGUACUUGUUUAGCAUGUAAUAAGCUCUUUAUCAAAAAACAUGAUGAAGCAAGUUUCUAUAUAGCUAUUCCUUCAGACCCUUAUACCAAAUAUGUACUUAUGUUUGUAGCUUGUUUUUUCACUGUCUCUAUCAAAUGUAUGAUUCAUAUUCAUGUUGUGCUGUAAUUAGAGCCUUUCACUUCGUUUAAGUGUAUAGUUCCUGAUCUGAAAUGUUUUUAUUAAUCAAAAUAGCCUUUUUUGUUAUGAAUCAAGGGUUGUGUUGAGUGCUACUAUGAUUGUUUUCAUUGUGCCAUAGUUACGUGAAUCUGUGUCAUUGCUUAAUGUAUUUGUUUAUUGCCUUGAGAGAGUACGUGCUCAGAGACAUAGAAACAUGAAGACAUCUUGAAUAGGGUUUAAUUUGAUUUAAAGAUCAGAAUCGACAUGCUUUAAUAUAAAAUUAUAAUAUUCACAUGUGUAUAUGCAUUUAGUAUCUAGUUAAUUAUUAUCUGAUUUAUGACCUUAUGAUCUAAUUGCUUGGUCGUCUGUUCAACCAAUCAUUGUUAAAUUUUUGCACUUAAAGUGUGCACAUCGCAUAAGUAUCUAAAUAUCAAGGUGUUGGCUAUAACUUGUAUGUAUUUGAGUAAUUGGUUUGAAUAUUUGCAGUGCAGUUAGCCUUGUUAAAAUCAUUCCUAUAAACAUUACAUUGUUUGUAUGUGCAUUAAAUGUUUUUGUAUUCUGUGUUAUUGUUAUGAAUGAUUCUUGAAUAAAAGUUUUCUUUA
This is a messenger RNA of Mya arenaria, 5899 nucleotides long. RefSeq names its product mucin-5AC-like. NCBI's taxonomy places the organism in Eukaryota, Metazoa, Mollusca, Bivalvia, Myida, Myidae. The record is from RefSeq and is a predicted model, not a curated record. Bases 194 to 1579 code for a protein of 461 amino acids. The transcript is spliced from 15 exons.